AUGAUGGGGGUUCUUCAAGAUAUUCUUGAUAAAAUGUAUGUAGAGCCUGAAUUAUUAGCUGGUCUUAAUGACAUUGAUAAACAAAGAUUAUUCAAGCAAAUGAGAGAGGAACAAGUACGUAGGUAUAAUGAAAAUGAAUUACUAUACGAAAAAUUGAUAAGAGAAGGUGUAAUUAAAAAAGAUCCAUCAUCGAAGCGAGUUCAAUGGAAAAAUAGAGAAGAUGGUGAUGUUUAUACAUAUAUAUUUGGCGAAGAUGAACCAGAAAGAAAGUUACAUGAGGAUGAAGAUUAUAAAAAUCAUGAUAUAAAUAUACAUGAAAAAGAAUUAAUGUUUGAUAAAUUAUUAAAAUUUAACAAUAAUGAAAGUGAAAAUUUAAAUGAAGAACAGUUAAAAAAACAAUUAGGUGAAAUGGAAAUAAGUCCUGAAUUUGUUAAAGAAUAUAAUCCACAAAAUCAAUUUUCUGUUCAAAAAGCUUCACAAUUAUUAUUUGGUAUACCUAAUGUUAAUGGAAAAGUUGCAGCUGCAAAAUUAGCAUUUGAAAAUAAUAAUAGGCAAUCGCAAUCAAUGUUUUAUGAUAAUCCUUAUAAUGGACAAAUUAAUAAUUCUACAAAUAAUGAUAAAACAAAAUCAUCCUUAUCUAAUAAUAAAACAAUUAUCCCAGUUACAGAAAUACUUACAACACCUAAUGUAUCAUUAGAAGAUAAUUCAAUUGGUGUAAAAGAUCUUCUUAAUCAAUUUGAAAAUUUACCUUAUCAAAAUGGGCAUUCUUCUAGUAGUAAAAGUUUAAAUAAUAUGUCGUCAUCUACGCCGCAAAAUAUGUCACAAUCAUUUCCAGUUUCGAAUGGUCAAAUACCUAUUGUAAGUACAAAUUCGAUUGUUGCAAAUGCUAAAGCAAAACUUUAUAUACAUGAACCAGAAUUAAAAAACCGCCAAAAUGUAAUAUUAGAAAAAUUAAAAGAAGAAAGGCAGCGAUUAAGAAAUGAAUCGAUUAGUGAUAAUGAGAAACAAAUUAAAGAAUAUGAUGAUGAUAUUGAUAAUAUUAAACAAACAGAAAAAAAAAUUAAAGAAAUUGCUGCUAAAGCUCGUGAAGCACAUAGAAAACAAGAAUUAAGAACAUCUUCACCAUUAUUAAAUAUUGUCAAUGGUUUUGAUAAAAAUAUAACAUUUAAAGAAGCUAUUAAAAAGAUACCACGUCCACCAAAACCAGAAAAUAGAAAUGCUAUAAUAAAAUGGUUUAAAGAAAAAGAAAUUCCUGUAGGAGCAGGUAUUGAUCCAUCUACAAAAUAUCCUUCAAUAUGGUUUCAUGGUAUUAUAUCUCGUGAUACAGCAGAAAAAUUGUUAUCAAAAACAAUGUGUGGUUCAUUUUUAGUUCGGGUAUCUGAACGUAUAUGGGGAUAUACAGUAUCAUAUUCUUUUGGUGAUGGUACAUAUAAACAUUUCUUAAUUGAAAGAAUAAAUCAAGGAUAUCAAUUUUUAGGUACAAAUCAAAUUGUACAUUAUAGUUUAAAUGAUUUAGUUAAACAUCAUUUCACUUCACCAGUGACAUUUAAUGGCAAUGAAAUAUUUAAAUAUCCUAUUGGACAGAAUAGCAAAAUACCUGAUUAUUUUGAAUUGUUUGAUGGCAUUAAAUAUUAUAAAUAA
Molecule: messenger RNA, 1641 nt
Organism: Strongyloides ratti
Lineage: Eukaryota; Metazoa; Nematoda; Chromadorea; Rhabditida; Strongyloididae
Product: SH2 domain-containing protein
Exons: 2
Coding region: 1-1641 (546 amino acids)
Cellular component (GO): cytoplasm
Source: RefSeq, a predicted model, not a curated record